CUUCCUUCUGCAGCCACUCUACACAAGUGGACACUCAAAUGCAGCUCAUAUGCUUUAGAUAAAAAAGAAUGUGGAUACUUUAUCUGGACAUAAUGCCACAAACACUGUCUGAGUAAAUAGGAUGCUGAGCCGGACAGAACACAGAGGCGUUUGCAGACUGUUAUCGUCAGUGAUGUCAGGAACUGAGUCUCACACAGACCGGGAGGAGGACUACAGGUUCCUCCACAGCAUGUUAAUGGAGAAGAAGCUUCACCUGCUCUUUAAGAUCCACGAGCGACUAAAGCGUUUUGAGAAGCGAAGCCCCAUCCCCGUCCAAGAGCAAGCAGCGAGUCUGGCUUCAGAAUUGACAGAGGAGCUGAAAUCCAACCACGGAUGGAGAGGUGAAGUCACGGAGUUGGUUACACUCUUCUCCAAACCUCAUAUGAAGAGCCUCCUGUUCGUCCAUGACACUGUGGCUCAGAAAGACUUCGAACCCACUCUGCCGUCGAUACCCGAUGGCGAAAUGGAGGAAGACGAGGACUCUGUCAAGAUUGUCAGUUUGGUGAAAACCAAAGAGCCCUUAGGUGCAACUAUUAAGAAGGAUCAGUCCACGGGGGCUAUUGUAGUGGCGAGGAUCAUGAGGGGAGGGGCCGCCGAUAAGAGCGGCCUGAUCCACGAAGGGGACGAGCUGAAGGAGGUGAACGGCGUCUCCCUGGAGCACAGGAAGCCAAAGGAAAUCCUUCCUCUUCUGGCCCGUACUAAAGGUGAAGUCACGUUCACAAUCAUCCCUGGAUCCUACAGAGAAGAGGCGUCCUCACAUAAGCAGAAGCUGUUUGUGCGGACUCUUUUUGACUACGAUCCCAAUGAGGAUCCCGCCGUCCCGUGCAGGGAUGCGGCGCUAGCCUUCCGAAGGGGCGACGUCCUGCAGAUCCUGAGUAUGGAUGACGACACAUGGUGGCAGGCCUGUCACCUCAGCGACCAAAACACCCGAGCCGGACUCAUCCCCUCACAGCAGCUCCAUGAGAGGAGAGUUGCACUACAGCGACCCAAAGCCCUGUUCAAGCCUCGGAAAGUCAAACUAACAGAUGAGGUGGAAGUCAUGGAGGAUGUAGACUACGGAGCUAUAACUGGGAUCCACGUCGCUGGGUUAAGGAGAAGUUUCAGACUGGGCCGGAAGGGAAGUCAGGCUCGAGAGGCAGCCCGGUCCAGAAGGUGGAGCGCUGGGGUUCACGGCUCCAUCUGCCCCCCCACCUACAUAGAGGUGAUCCCCUACCACAAAGACCCCAGCGACAGGCACCGUUUGGUCGUUAUGGUUGGGCCCAGCGGCGUUGGCGUCAGCGAGCUGAAGAGGAGGCUCCUGAUCGCAGACCCCGACCGCUAUGGCGUCACUGUACCACACACGACACGUGAGAAGCGAAGGCAGGAGAAAGAAGGACUGGAUUAUCAUUUUGUGUCAGUUCACAUGUUUGAGGAGGGCGUUCUCAAUGAUAGGUUUAUAGAAUAUGGGAGGUACAAAGGUCACUACUAUGGAACAAGUCUGGACUCGGUUCACAGAGUGAUGGCUGACGGCAAAGUGUGUCUGCUGAAUGUACACCCCAGUAAAAUAAAGCAUGUGUACACAACUGAAUUCAGACCGUACGUGGUGUUUGUGACGCCGCCGCGCAUCGAGGAGCUUCGCCUCACCAGACGCAGAGCCAAGUUCAUGUGCGACGAAGAGGACAAGAACCCAGUCAGGAUCUUUUCAGAGGAGGAUUUUGAGGACAUGCUCGACUUGGCAGAAUCCAUGGAAAACCAGUAUGGUCACCUGUUUGACAAGGUGCUGGUGAACGGAGACAUCGCCGUGGCGUUCAGGGAGCUGAAAGCUGACCUCCAGAAGAUAGACGAGGCAGACGUCCAGUGGAUUCCUGCGGAGUGGGUCUGCCCGUCGCCAACAAAAGCACGCAGAAGUUGCAGUCAUUUAACAGGCUGGAUUUAAUCCUCGCUGUUGGAUUUAGACCUCAACAUUAACCCAUAAAGACCCAGUGCUACUUUUGUGGCAGUUCCCAAAUGAUUUUUUUCCCUAUAUUUAACCAUUUUUA
Sphaeramia orbicularis (orbiculate cardinalfish) is the source of this 2057-nucleotide messenger RNA. RefSeq names its product MAGUK p55 subfamily member 7-like. The record is from RefSeq and is a predicted model, not a curated record. NCBI's taxonomy places the organism in Eukaryota, Metazoa, Chordata, Actinopteri, Kurtiformes, Apogonidae. The transcript is spliced from 19 exons. Gene Ontology annotation, molecular function: protein binding. Bases 122 to 1954 code for a protein of 610 amino acids.